Molecule: messenger RNA, 2713 nt
Organism: Sinocyclocheilus anshuiensis
Lineage: Eukaryota; Metazoa; Chordata; Actinopteri; Cypriniformes; Cyprinidae
Product: probable cysteine--tRNA ligase, mitochondrial
Exons: 15
Coding region: 268-1977 (569 amino acids)
Biological process (GO): cysteinyl-tRNA aminoacylation
Cellular component (GO): cytoplasm
Molecular function (GO): ATP binding; cysteine-tRNA ligase activity
Source: RefSeq, a predicted model, not a curated record
GCAAAACAACCGAGAGAGUGAGAGAGAUCUGUGUAUCAAUGUGACAGUGUGGCGGUGUUUUGAGACUCUUACCAGUAGCUGAACUUUGACACUGAAAAGAAACAGAUCGUGUAGACUCAUCGAGGACGUUAGACUAUGAACAGAUGGCUAAAUCUACACGUCAUUAAUCCAAAUCGGAAAACACGCUAAAAUCUGUAGAGAUAUUAAUCGUCAAGGUUAUGCAACAUCUUUAUUACUAUUAUAACCACCAAAUGCAGUAAGGUAAAAAUGAGGCUUCCUUUAGCAUUGAUUGCAAAUGUAAGACUGCUUAAUUCUGGCUUAAGAAUCAGGCAUUCGAUUCAUAAUGGUGUUCUAAAAACGUCAUUGCUGUCCAGUCAUAAUAUAUGCAGCAGAGCGGAGAGAAAGUGGAUAAAACCCGCGGGGUUUGACACCGGUGUGAAGACUUACAACAGUCUCACCAAGCAGAAAGAACCUCUGGUUUUGGCACAAGAAAGAAUUGCUACCUGGUAUAGCUGUGGACCUACUGUUUAUGAUCAUGCCCAUCUCGGUCAUGCGUGCUCAUAUGUCAGAUUUGACAUUCUGCAAAGGAUCUUAUCCAGAAUUUUUGAAAUUAAUGUCAUCCACGUCAUGGUCAUCACUGACAUUGAUGAUAAAAUAAUACAAAGAAGCCUUGAGCAGAACAUCUCGCCCACUGUCCUAGCAAGAAUGCAUGAGGAAGAGUUUAAGAGGGACAUGCAAGCACUGCGGGUUCUUCCUCCAGCUGUAUACAUGAGGGUGACAGACAACAUACCCCAGAUUGUAGCUUUUAUAAAGCGUAUUAUCGGAAAUGGACAUGCCUAUGUCACAAGUCAAGGCAAUGUCUACUUUGACACUCAGUCAAUUGGUAACCGCUAUGGCAAGCUUGUGAACCUCGGAGGGAUUGUUGGGGAGCUGGGGGCUCAGGAUAAAAGAGAUCCAAGGGAUUUUGCUCUGUGGAAAGCAUCCAAACCACAUGAACCUCAUUGGGAAUCACCUUGGGGACAAGGAAGACCUGGGUGGCACAUUGAAUGUUCUACAAUUGCUAGUUCAGUGUUUGGAAGUCAGUUGGACAUCCACUCUGGAGGAAUUGACCUUGCCUUCCCACAUCAUGAGAAUGAGAUUGCCCAGUCUGAGGCGUAUCAUCAGUGUGAACAAUGGGGGAACUACUUCCUGCACUCCGGGCACCUUCAUUUGAAAGGAAGCGUAGAGAAGAUGUCAAAAUCCUUGAAGAAUUAUGUAACUAUAAAGGAUUUUCUGAAAUCUUACACUGCUAAUGAAUUUCGACUUUUCUGCCUUCUGACCAGAUACAGAUCAGCAAUCGACUAUAGUGAUGCAAGCAUGAAUGAAGCCCGAUCUACCCUGUCCACCAUCUCUGCCUUCUGCCACAAUGCACAGGCCUACAUGCAGGGCCACUUACAGUGCCAGCCUACAGAGGAGGGAAUUCUCUGGGAGAGGUUGUCUGCUACACAGUCCAGUGUUCGGAAAGCACUCGCUGAUGAUUUUGACACCCCAAAAACUGUGGAUGCCAUUAUGAGCCUCAUUCACCAUGGCAACUGUCAGCUUCAGCCUGCUACUAAGGUUGAUGGGCAGAGGAGUGCUGCUGUAUUUGGAGCCAUGCUGUCCUAUGUCAGGGAAAUCAUGGGUGUUUUUGGAGUUGAUCUGUUGGACAGAAAGGAAGUCCAUGAUUCCUCUGGAGUUUUAAAUAAUGUGGUAGAGGAAUUGGUGCAUUUUCGGAGUAAGGUUCGUAAAUUUGCUCUUUCUGUGGAAGAUCAAGCUCCACAAGAUCCCCACACUGGCUCUGAAAUUCAGAAAAGGCAUCCAGAGCCAGACAGAGUGCCCUUGCUGAAGGACUGUGAUGCCUUAAGGAAUAAUCUAGCACCCCUUGGAGUCCACAUUAAGGAUAGAGGCACAAACUCCACAUGGGAAAUAACAAGAAGAGGAGAGACAAGGAAGGAUUAACCACUUUCUGAAUUGGGACCAAACUUUAUCUAUUAGAACACAAACUGUUUGUAGCAUCUCAGUGGUGACUCUUUGUAAAGCUUUUCUUCUCUUCAAAGAAAUUAGUUUUGCUGAAAAGCCUUGCAAAAAAAUUAGUUCUGUAAUGCAACUAAAGCUGUAACACCACUAGUAAUCGUAACCACAUCUUGUGUCUGAUGAUAAUGAUUGUAAUUGUUAAUAAAACAACUCUGUUCUUAGUUUAACACUUAGUUUAACAACUUUUUGUAUGAUAUUUGUCUCAGUAAUGGACAUUGGGACAAACUAAAGGACAUUUCUCAACCAUUCUGAUAGAGAAAUUACUUUUAAGUCAAGUUUUUAAGUCAAGGAUCGUGAUUGACCUUCACUGUCUGAUGAUGAUCAUAAUGGAAUAUGGUAUGCUAACCAUAGCAAUGUUACGAGUUGGAGCAAAGUUAUACAUAUUAUUUGAUGUUUGUUUGCUUGAAAACUUGUGCGCAGUGUCUGUUUCUGUUCACAACAUGAUUUAUGUUUUUUCUGGGAAGAUUUGUCCUUUGACAAUCUGAAUACAUUAUGAAGAGGCUCCCUAAAGACCUCUGUCAUAUGUUUCCUCUUUAAAUGGGGAAGAAUAUAGAUAAAAUAUAAGUAUAAAAAAAAAAGACUGUCAUAAUAUUUAUUAUAAAUUGGUGCAAAUUAGAUGUUGUAAUGUAACAUUACUAAAUAAAACAGACAUAAAUAGAAU